AUGAAGUGUGAACCAGUCAGCUGCAAGAAAAGCGAGCAGUGUGCUGUGAAGAAGGGGAUCAGGGACUGCUACCCAACAACCUACGGCUCAUGCAAGUGUUCCGGAGACCCCCACUGUAGAACCUUUGACAACAAGAAGUUUGAUUUCCAGGGCACCUGUACCUACGUCCUAGCUCAGCUGGUCGAAGGCUCCCAGCAGAACCUGGAACCGUUCCAGGUUCUGGUGACGAACGAGCACAGAGGGCGGAAAACAAGCGUGUCCUUCACCAAGUCCGCCUUUCUCACCGUGUUUGGAAACGUCACUGUUGGCAUGAGCCGCAUCAAGCCAGGACAGAUAACGGUGAAUGGUCAAGCAGUCAAUCUGCCGUUCAACUUUGAGGAUGGAAAACUCAUCGCACUCAGACAACGACGAUUCGGUGUGGUGAAAACAUAUUUUGGUUUGACACUCAAAUUCGACUGGAGUGCCCACGUCAAGGUGAUUCUGCCCAGUUCAUACUCAGAAGAAACAGUCGGCCUGUGUGGAAACUUCAACGGCAACAAAGGAGAUGACUACCUGAAACUGGACGGCACUCAGACUAAGAACGUUAAUGAAUUUGGUGGCAGCUGGAAGGUUGGAGGAGACUUCGGCUGCACCAGUGACUGUCCAGGAGGUAAAUGUCCUGAGUGUGAACCUGCAAUGAUCCCACUGUACCAGGGGAGGCGCUACUGUGGCAUCAUCUCUGACAAGGAAGGACCAUUCAGUCAGUGUCACAGUAAACUGGAUCCCACAGAGUUCCUCAGCGACUGUGUGUUUGACAUGUGUAUGUACAAAGGACACGCCUCCGCUCUGUGCAGCAGCCUAUCAGCUUUCAGUUCCGCCUGUCAGGACGCAGGGGCUAAAGUGGAGAGCUGGAGGAGCGAAAACUUCUGUCCUCUAUCUUGUCCUGCAAACAGUCACUAUGAGUUGUGUGCCGACCCCUGCCAGCUCACCUGCAGCGACCUCGCCCCAGCUGAUGGCUGUGACGAGGGCGCCUCCUGUGGGGAAGACUGUGUGUGUGAUGAUGGCUUCAUCAUGAGUCACGACAAGUGUGUUCCUGUGGCAGAGUGCGGCUGCCAGGACGGAGGGCAGUACUAUCAGAACGGACAGACGUUCUUCCGUGGACAGUCCUGUGACACUCGGUGUGUGUGUUCAGACGGAGGACAGAUUCAGUGUGACUCUACCUUCAAAUGUUCAGAACAUGAGAAGUGUGUUCUGAAAGACGGCUCCAACUCCUGUGAACCCAAAAGUAUCGGUUCUUGUUCUGUGAGCGGAGUCAGAACCAUCCGCUCCUUUGACGGACAGGAGUUUCCUCUGUGGGGAGACUGUCUGUUCAUCCUGUCAGAGGUGCAGAGGAAGGAUGGAGGGAAGCCGGCCUACUCUGUGCUUGUGGAGCAGAAAACUGUUGAAGACGGUUCGGUCUCUCGCAACGUGGUUAUCAAAGUUGAAGACACUGAAUUCACCAUGGAAGCAGGAGUCAGCUGGGAAGUUAAGGUCGAUGGCAUCAGAGUCUCCCUUCCUCUGUCACUGAACGAGGGCAAAGUUCGAGUAUAUCAAAAUGGCAUCCACAUCGUGGUUGAGACUGACUUUGGUCUGAAGCUGACCUAUAACACAGUGGCAGACUUGGUGUUACAAAUCCCAUCGACCUAUCACAGCGCUCCAAGCGGUCUCUGUGGAAACUUCAACGCCGACCCGUCUGAUGACUCCAAGGAGGGGAAAGGGGAUCCGUUGGCUUCAGCGGCAUUCUGGGUUGUAGAGAAAGACGACGUCCAGUGUGAGGUGGGCUGCGGAGACGCUAAAUGUCCUGGGCCUGUUGAAGAGGAGGUUCCAGAGUCUCAAAAGGCCUGUGACAUCAUCAAAUCAGCACAGGGCCCGUUUGAGGGAUGCCACUCUUCAGUUAGCCCGACUCCAUUCUACGACAUCUGUGUCAGGGAGAUGGCCACACACAAAGGAGGCGACAAGCUCCUAUGUCAACACAUCCAGAGUUACGUCACACAGUGUCAGCUCGCCGGAGCCAAAAUAAAGGAGUGGAGGAGCGACAAGUUCUGUCCACUGACAUGUCCAUCGGGGAGUCACUAUGAUCUGUGCCCCUCCACCUCGUCCUCCACCUGCUCCUCCCUUCAGGACUCAGCCGCUCCGCCGGCCUGUCAGGAGGGCUGCCAGUGUGACGACGACCUGUUGUUUGAUGGAGCAAAGUGUGUCCCCGUGGAGAAGUGUGGCUGUUCUGUGGAUGGACGGUAUUAUAAAGCGGGGACAUCAGUGCUGUCAGAGGGCUGUUCAAAGAUCUGUUCCUGUGAGUCUGGAGUUCUGAGCUGUGAGGACUUCAGCUGCCAGGAGGGGGAGGAGUGUAGCAACAAGGAUGGAACAAUCGACUGCUUCUCCACAGUUACCCCGGCUCCACCUCCACCCAAAGACCCCUGUGAAGACGUACAGUGUCGAUCAAAGGAGCGCUGUGUGAACGGAGAGUGUGUCCAUACCUCCACCGCAACAUGCAAAGCCAUGGGAGACCCCCACUUCUGUACGUUUGAUGGAAGACGCUAUGACUUCCAGGGUUCCUGUACCUACACUAUGGCAACAGUUGCAAAGCCAGCGGACGAUCUCACUCCUUUCACUGUAACCGUCAAGAAUAACCACCGAGGAAGCAAGCGAGUAACCUAUGUGAGGACAGUGACCGUCACUGUUCACGGACAGACGAUAGUCAUCAGCAUGGCUAAAGGACGAGUAGAGGUGAAUGGAGAGCUUCAGCACCUGCCUGUCAAUCUGCUGGAGGGGAAGGUCACUGUGAGGCGGAGUGGCGGCUACGCUCUCCUUGCCACCGACUUUGGCCUGGUUGUAAAAUACGACUGGAACAUGAGGCUGAUAAUCACAGCACCUUCUUCUUAUUUCGACCACAUGGGAGGACUGUGUGGAAACUACAAUGGAGACAAAAAGGACGACCUGCCGGACCCCAAAUCCAAAAGUAUCCCCAUAGUGCUGGAGAUGAUCAAGAACUGGAAGGUGGAGGAUCCAGAUCUGUUUUGUAGUGAUAACUGCGGCGGUCGCUGUCCUCAAUGUUCACUGACGCAGCAGGAGCACUUCAGAAACCCCAAACUCUGCGGACUUAUGUCCAAAGAGGACGGACCGUUCGCAGCCUGCCACAAAACCGUCCACCCCUCCGGGCAGCUGGACGACUGUGUCUACGACGUCUGUGCCAAUAACGGUGCCAAAAAGAUCCUCUGUGAACACCUGGAGAUUUACGUUGAGUCCUGUUUGUCAGAAGGAGUCAAAGUUGGUGCAGAGUGGAGAGAGCAGUCCGGCUGCAUCCCGUCCUGUCCAGCAGGAAGUCACUAUGAAUCCUGUGGUUCAGCAUGUCCCGCCUCCUGCUCGGCUCUGGACAGUAAGGAGCUCUGUAAAGAUUCCUGUGUGGGUGGAUGUCAGUGUGAUGAAGGACGUGUGCUCAGUGGGGACAGGUGCGUCCCUCAGGCCCAGUGUGGAUGUCAGUAUCAGAGCAAGUAUUACCCAGCAGGCGCCAAGUUUUGGGGGGACAACACCUGCACCUCCAGGUGUGAAUGCAAGAACGGGAAAGCCGAGUGUGAACCAGUCAGCUGCAAGAAGAGCGAGCAGUGUGCUGUGAAGAAGGGGAUCAGGGACUGCUACCCAACAACCUACGGCUCAUGCAAGUGUUCCGGAGACCCCCACUGUAGAACCUUUGACAACAAGAAGUUUGAUUUCCAGGGCACCUGUACCUACGUCCUAGCUCAGCUGGUCGAAGGCUCCCAGCAGAACCUGGAACCGUUCCAGGUUCUGGUCACUAACGAGCACAGAGGGCGGAAAACAAGCGUGUCCUUCACCAAGUCCGCCUUUCUCACCGUGUUUGGAAACGUCACUGUUGGCAUGAGCCGCAUCAAGCCAGGACAGAUAACGGUGAAUGGUCAAGCAGUCAAUCUGCCGUUCAACUUUGAGGAUGGAAAACUCAUCGCACUCAGACAACGACGAUUCGGUGUGGUGAAAACAUAUUUUGGUUUGACACUCAAAUUCGACUGGAGUGCCCACGUCAAGGUGAUUCUGCCCAGUUCAUACUCAGAAGAAACAGUCGGCCUGUGUGGAAACUUCAACGGCAACAAAGGAGAUGACUACCUGAAACUGGACGGCACUCAGACUAAGAACGUUAAUGAAUUUGGUGGCAGCUGGAAGGUUGGGGGAGACUUCGGCUGCACCAGUGACUGUCAAGGAGGUAAAUGUCCUGAGUGUGAACCUGCAAUGAUCCCACUGUACCAGGGGAGGCGCUACUGUGGCAUCAUCUCUGACAAGGAGGGACCAUUCAGUCAGUGUCACAGUAAACUGGAUCACACAGAGUUCCUCAGCGACUGUGUGUUUGACAUGUGUAUGUACAAAGGACACGCCUCCGCUCUGUGCAGCAGCCUAUCAGCUUUCAGUUCCGCCUGUCAGGACGCAGGGGCUAAAGUGGAGAGCUGGAGGAGCGAAAACUUCUGUCCUCUAUCUUGUCCUGCAAACAGUCACUAUGAGUUGUGUGCCGACCCCUGCCAGCUCACCUGCAGCGACCUCGCCCCAGCUGAUGGCUGUGACGAGAGCGCCUCCUGUGGGGAAGACUGUGUGUGUGAUGAUGGCUUCAUCAUGAGUCACGACAAGUGUGUCCCUGUGGCAGAGUGCGGCUGCCAGGACGGAGGGCAGUACUAUCAGAACGGACAGACGUUCUUCCGUGGACAGUCCUGUGACACUCGGUGUGUGUGUUCAGACGGAGGACAGAUUCAGUGUGACUCUACCUUCAAAUGUUCAGAACAUGAGAAGUGUGUUCUGAAAGACGGCUCCAACUCCUGUGAACCCAAAAGUAUCGGUUCUUGUUCUGUGAGCGGAGUCAGAACCAUCCGCUCCUUUGACGGACAGGAGUUUCCUCUGUGGGGAGACUGUCUGUUCAUCCUGUCAGAGGUGGAGGAGAUCGAUGGAGGGAAGCCGGCCUACUCUGUGUUUGUGGAGCAGAAAACUCUUGAAGACGGUUCAGUCUCUCGCAACGUGGUUAUCAAAGUUGAAGACACUGAAUUCACCAUGGAAGCAGGAGUCAGCUGGGAAGUCAAGGUCGAUGGCAUCAGAGUCUCCCUUCCUCUGUCACUGAACGAGGGCAAAGUUCGAGUAUAUCAAAACGGCAUCCACAUCGUGGUUGAGACCGACUUUGGUCUGAAGCUGACCUAUAACACAGCGGCAGACUUGGUGUUACAAAUCCCAUCGACCUAUCACAGCGCUCCAAGCGGUCUCUGUGGAAACUUCAACGCCGACCCGUCUGAUGACUCCAAGGAGGGGAAAGGGGAUCCGUUGGCUGUAGCGGAAUUCUGGGUUGUAGAGAAAGACGACGUCCAGUGCGAGGUGGACUGCGGAGACACUCCCUGUCCUGGGCUUGAUAAAGCGGAGGUUCCAGAGUCUCAAAAGGCCUGUGACAUCAUCAAAUCAGCACAGGGCCCGUUUGAGGGAUGCCACUCUUCAGUUAGCCCGACUCCAUUCUACGACAUCUGUGUCAAGGAGAUGGCCACACACAAUGGAGGCGACAAGCUCCUAUGUCAACACAUCCAGAGUUACGUCACACAGUGUCAGCUCGCCGGAGCCAAAAUAAAGGAGUGGAGGAGCGACAAGUUCUGUCCGUUGACAUGUCCAUCGGGGAGUCACUAUGAUCUGUGCCCCUCCACCUCGUCCUCCACCUGCUCCUCCCUUCAGGACUCAGCCGCUCCGCCGGCCUGUCAGGAGGGCUGCCAGUGUGACGACGACCUGUUGUUUGAUGGAGCAAAGUGUGUCCCUGUGGAGAAGUGUGGCUGUUCUGUGGAUGGACGGUAUUAUAAAGCGGGGACAUCAGUGCUGUCAGAGGGCUGUUCAAAGAUCUGUUCCUGUGAGUCUGGAGUUCUGAGCUGUGAGGACUUCAGCUGCCAGGAGGGGGAGGAGUGUAGCAACAAGGAUGGAACAAUCGACUGCUUCUCCACAGUUACCCCUCCACCCAAAGACCCCUGUGAAGACGUACAGUGUCGAUCAAAGGAGCGCUGUGUGAACGGAGAGUGUGUCCAUACCUCCACCUCAACAUGCAAAGCCAUGGGAGACCCCCACUUCUGUACGUUUGAUGGAAGACGCUAUGACUUCCAGGGUUCCUGUACCUACACUAUGGCAACAGUUGCAAAGCCAGCGGACGAUCUCACUCCUUUCACUGUAACCGUCAAGAAUAACCACCGAGGAAGCAAGCGAGUAUCCUAUGUGAGGACAGUGACCGUAACUGUUCAUGGACAGACGAUAGUCAUCAGCAUGGCUAAAGGACGAGUAGAGGUGAAUGGAGAGCUUCAGCACCUGCCUGUCAAUCUGCUGGAGGGGGAGGUCACUGUGAGGCGGAGUGGCGGCUACGCUCUCCUUGCCACCGACUUUGGCCUGAUUGUAAAAUACGACUGGAACAUGAGGCUGAUAAUCACAGCACCUUCUUCUUAUUUCGACCACAUGGGAGGACUGUGUGGAAACUACAAUGGAGACAAAAAGGACGACCUGCCGGACCCCAAAUCCAAAAGUAUCCCCAUAGUGCUGGAGAUGAUCAAGAACUGGAAGGUGGAGGAUCCAGAUCUGUUUUGUAGUGAUAACUGCGGCGGUCGCUGUCCUCAAUGUUCACUGACGCAGCAGGAGCACUUCAGAAACCCCAAACUCUGCGGACUUAUGUCCAAAGAGGACGGACCGUUCGCAGCCUGCCACAAAACCGUCCACCCCUCCGGGCAGCUGGACGACUGUGUCUACGACGUCUGUGCCAAUAACGGUGCCAAAAAGAUCCUCUGUGAACACCUGGAGAUUUACGUUGAGUCCUGUUUGUCAGAAGGAGUCAAAGUUGGUGCAGAGUGGAGAGAGCAGUCCGGCUGCAUCCCGUCCUGUCCAGCAGGAAGUCACUAUGAAUCCUGUGGUUCAGCAUGUCCCGCCUCCUGCUCGGCUCUGGACAGUCAGGAGCUCUGUAAAGAUUCCUGUGUGGGUGGAUGUCAGUGUGAUGAAGGACGUGUGCUCAGUGGGGACAGGUGCGUCCCUCAGGCCCAGUGUGGAUGUCAGUAUCAGAGCAAGUAUUACCCAGCAGGCGCCAAGUUUUGGGGGGACAACACCUGCACCUCCAGGUGUGAAUGCAAGAACGGGAAAGCCGAGUGUGAACCAGUCAGCUGCAAGAAGAGCGAGCAGUGUGCUGUGAAGAAGGGGAUCAGGGACUGCUACCCAACAACCUACGGCUCAUGCAAGUGUUCCGGAGACCCCCACUGUAGAACCUUUGACAACAAGAAGUUUGAUUUCCAGGGCACCUGUACCUACGUCCUAGCUCAGCUGGUCGAAGGCUCCCAGCAGAACCUGGAACCGUUCCAGGUUCUGGUCACUAACGAGCACAGAGGGCGGAAAACAAGCGUGUCCUUCACCAAGUCCGCCUUUCUCACCGUGUUUGGAAACGUCACUGUUGGCAUGAGCCGCAUCAAGCCAGGACAGAUAACGGUGAAUGGUCAAGCAGUCAAUCUGCCGUUCAACUUUGAGGAUGGAAAACUCAUCGCACUCAGACAACGACGAUUCGGUGUGGUGAAAACAUAUUUUGGUUUGACACUCAAAUUCGACUGGAGUGCCCACGUCAAGGUGAUUCUGCCCAGUUCAUACUCAGAAGAAACAGUCGGCCUGUGCGGAAACUUCAACGGCAACAAAGGAGAUGACUACCUGAAACUGGACGGCACUCAGACUAAGAACGUUAAUGAAUUUGGUGGCAGCUGGAAGGUUGGAGGAGACUUCGGCUGCACCAGUGACUGUCCAGGAGGUAAAUGUCCUGAGUGUGAACCUGCAAUGAUCCCACUGUACCAGGAGAGGCGCUACUGUGGCAUCAUCUCUGACAAGGAAGGACCAUUCAGUCAGUGUCACAGUAAACUGGAUCACACAGAGUUCCUCAGCGACUGUGUGUUUGACAUGUGUAUGUACAAAGGACACGCCUCCGCUCUGUGCAGCAGCCUAUCAGCUUUCAGUUCCGCCUGUCAGGAAGCAGGGGCUAAAGUGGAGAGCUGGAGGAGCGAAAACUUCUGUCCUCUAUCUUGUCCUGCAAACAGUCACUAUGAGUUGUGUGCCGACCCCUGCCAGCUCACCUGCAGCGACCUCGCCCCAGCUGAUGGCUGUGACGAGAGCGCCUCCUGUGGGGAAGACUGUGUGUGUGAUGAUGGCUUCAUCAUGAGUCACGACAAGUGUGUCCCUGUGGCAGAUUGUGGCUGCCAGGACGGAGGGCAGUACUAUCAGAACGGACAGACGUUCUUCCGUGGACAGUCCUGUGACACUCGGUGUGUGUGUUCAGACGGAGGACAGAUUCAGUGUGACUCUACCUUCAAAUGUUCAGAACAUGAGAAGUGUGUUCUGAAAGACGGCUCCAACUCCUGUGAACCCAAAAGUAUCGGUUCUUGUUCUGUGAGCGGAGUCAGAACCAUCCGCUCCUUUGACGGACAGGAGUUUCCUCUGUGGGGAGACUGUCUGUUCAUCCUGUCAGAGGUGGAGGAGAUCGAUGGAGGGAAGCCGGCCUACUCUGUGUUUGUGGAGCAGAAAACUCUUGAAGACGGUUCAGUCUCUCGCAACGUGGUUAUCAAAGUUGAAGACACUGAAUUCACCAUGGAAGCAGGAGUCAGCUGGGAAGUCAAGGUCGAUGGCAUCAGAGUCUCCCUUCCUCUGUCACUGAACGAGGGCAAAGUUCGAGUAUAUCAAAAUGGCAUCCACAUCGUGGUUGAGACCGACUUUGGUCUGAAGCUGACCUAUAACACAGUGGCAGACUUGGUGUUACAAAUCCCAUCGACCUAUCACAGCGCUCCAAGCGGUCUCUGUGGAAACUUCAACGCCGACCCGUCUGAUGACUCCAUGGAGGGGAAAGGGGAUCCGUUGGCUGCAGCGGCAUUCUGGGUUGUAGAGAAAGACGACGUCCAGUGCGAGGUGGACUGCGGAGACACUCCCUGUCCUGGGCUUGAUAAAGAGGAGGUUCCAGAGUCUCAAAAGGCCUGUGACAUCAUCAAAUCAGCACAGGGCCCGUUUGAGGGAUGCCACUCUUCAGUUAGCCCGACUCCAUUCUACGACAUCUGUGUCAAGGAGAUGGCCACACACAAAGGAGGCGACAAGCUCCUAUGUCAACACAUCCAGAGUUACGUCACACAGUGUCAGCUCGCCGGAGCCAAAAUAAAGGAGUGGAGGAGCGACAAGUUCUGUCCGCUGACAUGUCCAUCGGGGAGUCACUAUGAUCUGUGCCCCUCCACCUCGUCCUCCACCUGCUCCUCCCUUCAGGACUCAGCCGCUCCGCCGGCCUGUCAGGAGGGCUGCCAGUGUGACGACGACCUGUUGUUUGAUGGAGCAAAGUGUGUCCCAGUGGAGAAGUGUGGCUGUUCUGUGGAUGGACGGUAUUAUAAAGCGGGGACAUCAGUGCUGUCAGAGGGCUGUUCAAAGAUCUGUUCCUGUGAGUCUGGAGUUCUGAGCUGUAAGGACUUCAGCUGCCAGGAGGGGGAGGAGUGUAGCAACAAGGAUGGAACAAUUGGCUGCUUCUCCACAGACCCGUGUGCCGAUAUGAAGUGCAGGGUGAAGGAGCACUGUGAGGUGUCAGAGGGUCAGGGUGAGUGUGUGCCAGACUCUAAGGCCAUGUGUUGGGCUUUUGGAGACCCUCACUUCAGCACGCUCGACGGCAUGACCUACCCCUUCCAGGGAACCUGUAGCUACAUCCUACUCAGCACUACAGGUGCGGAUUCAUCCCUGCCGGAUGUAACUGUGACCAUGAAAGGCGAGCUGAGAGGAAACUCUGAAGGCUCCUUCGUGCAUUCAGUCACUGUGGAGAUGCUGGGCCAUCGUAUCGACAUCCCCAGUGGAGUGGAAGAUAUGAUACUGGUGGACGGCAUCAGGGAGGAACUCCCCGUCACGAUCGAAGGAAGAUUCUCCAUCAGCCAAUCUGGAGUAAGAGGAACAAUCAGGAGCGACAUUGGCGUGGAGGUCACCUUUGAUUGGGCCGCUUUUGUCAUGAUCACAUUAAGCAGCAGCUACUUUGGUAAUGUUGGCGGACUCUGUGGUAACUACAAUGGAAACAGGUCAGAUGACCUGACCACUGCAGGAGGAAGCAUUACUGCUAAUGUGACGGACUGGGCGGCGUCUUGGAGCACCCCUGAUGGAGACCCGUUCUGUUUCCAUCACUGUGAGGGGGAGUGUCCUCAGUGCUCACAGGAGGACCGCAAGAAGUACACUGGUCCAGAGUUCUGCGGCAUUCUGAAUGAUAAGGCCGGACCUUUCGCCGGCUGUCACGCCAGUGUUUCAGUCGAAGAGUUUGUGAAGGACUGUUUGUAUGACGUCUGCCUCAAUGAAGGGCGACAGGAUGUGCUGUGUAAGGCUCUGAGCGCGUACAUGACAAAGUGUCAGGAAAGCAAAGCAUCGACGGCCCCGUGGAGGGAAAAGGCCGGAUGUCCUCUUCAGUGCCCUGAACACGGUCACUACGAGACCUGCGGCUCAGCGUGUCCAGCCAGCUGUGGUCCUCAGCCUAUGGUGUGUCCACUGAUAUGUGUGGAGGGCUGUUUCUGUGACGACGGAUAUGUGAUGAGUGGAGGAGAGUGUGUCAUCAGGGAGAAGGGCUGUGGCUGUGAGUAUGAAGGACAUUACUACAAGCCCCAUGAGGAGUUCUGGGCUGAUCCGGAGUGCCACCAGAAGUGUGUGUGCAACUCAGCCACACAACAGGUGAAGUGUAAGCAAACUGGAUGUCAGGUCGGAGAGAUGUGCAGCAUUCUAGAUGGAGUCCAGGACUGUUAUCCAAUGAGCUUCAAGACAUGCACCGCACGCGGGGACCCACACUUCACAUCCUUUGAUGGUCAAAAGUUCGACUUCCAGGGCAACUGUGUGUAUAAUCUGGCCAGUGUGUGUAAGGACGUCAGGGGACAUAAGCACUUUGAGAUAACUCUGGAGAACGAAAACCGCAACAACAAAAGAGUGUCUUACGCCAGAGCUGUGACUCUUAAGGUCUUCGGCGCAGAGUUCACACUUUCACGUGAAAACGCAGGCAAAGUGCUGGUGGAUGGUCUUGAAAACACUCUGCCGGUAUCAUGGAAUAGAACACUGGUGCAGGUUUAUCAGAAACACAGACACGCCGUCAUCGAAACACACUUCCUCAAGGUGUCCUUUGACUUCUCCAGUGCAGUGAAGGUGGAGCUGGCAUCUAGUUAUGAAGGUGCGACCUGCGGCCUUUGUGGAAACAUGAACGGAGACGCUGCUGACGACCUGACGCUGCCCAACGGCCAGCUUGCCGCUUCUGCCAAUGAUUUUGGAGUGAGCCAGUGGGUGUCUGAUGUGGAGGGCUGCUCUCAAGAGUGUAAGGACUGUCCCCCGCCCCUCCCCUCCGGCGUCGCUCCGCCCCCCUACACACAGGUGUGUGACAUCAUAAUAUCAAAGGAGGGACCGCUGGCAGGAUGUAUCGACCUCCUGGACUCCAAAGAGUUCCACAAAGACUGUGUCUACGACAUGAUGCUCAACAACGGCAACGAAGAGGCGGCCUGUGAAAUCAUCAGAGAUUAUGUAGAGGAGUGUCUGAGUGCUGAGGGCGAGGUCCAACCAUGGAGGACAGAAAAGUUCUGCCCAAUGAAGUGUCCAGCCAAAAGUGAGUACAGUCUCAAAGCUCCCGGCUGUCCAGUCACCUGCAGCUCUCGAUCUCCUCCAGCGGACUGUAGAAUCCUGCCUAGUGAGGGCUGUGUGUGUAAGGAGGGACACCUGAUGAGUAAGGACGGCUGUGUGAAGCUGGCUCAUUGUGGCUGUAGGGUCAAAGGUCGAUUCCUGGAGGCUGGGGAGGGCUUCUAUGAGGAAAGUACCUGCAGCCUUUACUGCAAGUGUGAGAAAGGAAGUCUGAUCUGCAAGAAGAACCCCUGCACGGCAGACGAGACAUGUGCUGUGGUGAAAGGUGUGAGGGGCUGCUACAACAAAGAGUUCCUGAAGAAAUAAGGAGAGGCGGAGGGACAGGAAGGAAGCAAGGAAAACAAGGGAGACAGCAAGGAAGAGAGCGACAGCAAGGAAAAGAAAGACAAGAAAAAGAAAGACAAGAAAAGGAAAGGAAAGAAAAAGAAAGGGGAUUAAAGAUCAGGUUGUUUCUCAAUCAAUUGAAGAUAUAUAUUCAGAUUUAAUCAUCCAAUCAGGGGAUGUCCUGUCACUUUCUGUCACUCUGUUUUCAGACACUUGAGCUGAAACACUGGAAAUUAAGGUUUUGAAUCAGGAGCUGACUAACUCUGCAGCGUCUCAGUAAUUUACUUCCUGUUUGAUUUUUCCUCCAUUAUACACAUUUUCAUUCUUUAAUCUGCUCAUCAUACUUCAGUCUGUAUCAAUCAAGUAUAUCUGGUGAUCAAUAAACAUUUCAGCAGCUUGAACGUCUGA
Messenger RNA from Notolabrus celidotus (New Zealand spotty), 12390 nucleotides. Its product is annotated as IgGFc-binding protein-like. The transcript has 62 exons. NCBI's taxonomy places the organism in Eukaryota, Metazoa, Chordata, Actinopteri, Labriformes, Labridae. The record is from RefSeq and is a predicted model, not a curated record. The coding region runs from base 1 to 11964 and encodes 3987 amino acids. Gene Ontology annotation, molecular function: protein binding. Gene Ontology annotation, cellular component: extracellular matrix.